AUGCGACUUCCCCUCAGCGUCCUCCUGAGACUGGGGGAAACGGGGCUCCUCCAACGCGCGUGCGCACACCGCGUCCGCUCCUCGCGCCUGCGCGCUGCCGGCGGAGGGCGCGAGAGCGGCGGCGGCUUCUCCCUUCCCUUCCCCCCGCCCCUCGCGCGCCGUCCGCCUUUGUUUCGAGCGUCUGUUUCCCAGGCAGCCUGGCGGCGGGGAGGUGGAGGCGGGCCGGGUGGGCGUGGCCAUGCAGAUGAGCGGCGGCGGGGGGGCGGGGCCCGGCGCUUCGGCCCCGUCAGUCGGAGCUGGGCGCUCGCGAAGCGAGGAGCAGCUGAGAGGCCCGAGACCCGGAGCGCCUCCCUCCCGACCCCCCCCCGGUCCGCCCUGCCCAGCCCCGAGGAUGAUAAACACCCAGGACAGGCCUUCCGGGGCCUUGGAGGCGGCUUCGUCGGGAACUUCUCACCGCACCUGCUGAGAGACGGUAGUAUUUUGCCUUUGAGUAACUCCCCUCAACUCCAGUGCUGCAGGCACAUCGUCCCAGGGCCUCUGUGGUGCUCCGAUGCCCCUCACCCACUGUCGAAGAUCCCCGGUGGGCGAGGGGUUGGCAGGGAUCCUUCUCCCUCAGCUUUGAUAUAUAAGGAUGAGAAGCUCACUGUUAACCAAGAUCUUCCAGUGCAUGAUGGGAAACCACACAUCGUUCACUUCCAGUACAAAGUGACCGAAGUCAAGAUCUCUUCCUGGGAUGCAGUGCUAUCCAAUCAGAGUCUUUUUGUGGAAAUCCCUGAUGGUUUAUUAGCUGAUGGGAGCAAAGAAGGAUUAUUAGCACUGUUGGAAUUUGCUGAAGAGAAAAUGAAAGCAAGUUAUGUCUUCAUUUGCUUCCGCAAAAGCAGAGAAGACCGAGCUCCAUUACUGAAAACAUUCAGUUUUUUGGGCUUUGAAAUUGUGAGGCCUGGCCACCCCUGUGUCCCAUCGCGGCCAGAUGUGUUGUUCAUGGUCUACCCCCUGGAUCAGGUCUCUUCCGAUGACGAUUAGACCCUGUGCAGCGCUUCAGAGGGACCUGAACAUGCUUCGGAGACGAGAGGGGGGCGAGACUCCUUUUCUGAGGAAAGCAAAAACAAAAAAUUCCUGGACUGAAACUGUAUUUCUUAUUGUUAGAGUGACCUGUAUAUCUUCUGAGUUGACUUUUCCAUUGAAAUGUGUUACCUAGCAAAUGAUAUAAAAGUCUGCACAUGUAACCGCACAAUCCUAAAUGGAAGGUGAAUGGAGCCCUUUCGUG
Molecule: messenger RNA, 1267 nt
Organism: Euleptes europaea (tarantolino)
Lineage: Eukaryota; Metazoa; Chordata; Lepidosauria; Squamata; Sphaerodactylidae
Gene: OAZ2
Product: ornithine decarboxylase antizyme 2
Biological process (GO): positive regulation of protein catabolic process
Cellular component (GO): nucleus; cytoplasm
Molecular function (GO): ornithine decarboxylase inhibitor activity
Source: RefSeq, a predicted model, not a curated record